Messenger RNA from Calidris pugnax (ruff), 1197 nucleotides. It is a transcript of the gene SUCLG1, whose product is annotated as succinate-CoA ligase, alpha subunit. Bases 97 to 1182 code for a protein of 361 amino acids. NCBI's taxonomy places the organism in Eukaryota, Metazoa, Chordata, Aves, Charadriiformes, Scolopacidae. Gene Ontology annotation, molecular function: succinate-CoA ligase (ADP-forming) activity; succinate-CoA ligase (GDP-forming) activity. The transcript is spliced from 8 exons. The record is from RefSeq and is a predicted model, not a curated record. Gene Ontology annotation, cellular component: mitochondrion; succinate-CoA ligase complex (ADP-forming). Gene Ontology annotation, biological process: tricarboxylic acid cycle.
GCCCGCCGCUGUGCCGGGGUGAGCAGUGCUCAGGCGCCGCGCAGGGCCGCCCGCCCGCCGCGAUCCGCCGGGCCGGUGUCAUUGCCGAAGGGGACGAUGUCUCACUGCAGCCGCGCCGCCGCCCGCCUCCUGGGCCGCUUCCUCCGCCUGCAACAGAAUGGAGUACGACACUGCUCCUACACAGCAUCAAGGAAAAAUCUGUAUGUUAACAAAAAUACAAAGGUUAUCUGCCAGGGUUUUACAGGCAAACAGGGCACCUUUCACAGCCAGCAGGCAUUGGACUAUGGCACCAAUCUAGUUGGAGGAAUUUCUCCAGGGAAAGGGGGAAAAACUCAUCUGGGUCUGCCUGUGUUUAAUUCUGUGAAGGAGGCUAAAGAACAAACUGGUGCUUCUGCCACUGUUAUAUAUGUACCUCCUCCCUUUGCUGCUGCUGCAAUCAAUGAAGCGAUCGAUGCAGAAAUGCCCUUAGUUGUAUGCAUUACUGAAGGUAUUCCCCAGCAGGACAUGGUUCGGGUUAAACACAGACUGCUUCGGCAAGAUAAGACUCGACUAGUGGGCCCAAACUGCCCAGGAGUCAUCAAUCCUGGAGAAUGUAAAAUUGGUAUCAUGCCUGGUCACAUUCACAAGAAGGGAAGAAUUGGUAUUGUGUCAAGAUCUGGAACUCUGACAUAUGAAGCUGUUCAUCAGACAACGCAAGUUGGAUUGGGGCAGUCUUUCUGUGUUGGGAUUGGAGGUGAUCCCUUCAAUGGAACUAAUUUUAUUGACUGCCUUGAUGUCUUCUUGAAGGAUCCUCAUACAGAGGGGAUCAUAUUGAUUGGGGAAAUUGGAGGAAAUGCUGAAGAAGAUGCAGCAGCAUUCUUGAAAGAAAAUAAUGCUGGUCCAAAUGCCAAGCCAGUGGUGUCCUUCAUAGCUGGUCUGACUGCUCCUCCAGGCAGGCGGAUGGGUCAUGCUGGAGCAAUCAUUGCUGGAGGAAAGGGUGGAGCUAAAGAGAAGAUAGCUGCUCUUCAGAGCGCUGGUGUGGUCGUCAGCAUGUCUCCUGCUCAGCUAGGUAGCACCAUCUACAAGGUUCGUUGCUUGGAAAUUGGUAUACAUGCUCAUCCAGAGCCAGAAGCUACUUCUGAGGGAAUAUGGGUUGGGAGCGUGUCUCUUAUCCAAAUAUACUGUUGCUCUGAACAUGGUUAAAUGUAAGAACUCUAU